AUGCAGGAUAACAACCUUGGCCAGUGGGGUCACCGAUUCCGGGAAGAACAUACCGAACUGGUGAAGAGGUGGUGGGAGUUGAGAAAGGACUUCAUCAAGGAGUUCAGGAAACAGGAUGGCCUCUUCCACGAAUACCAGGAGCAAGGUUCUGACACGGAGGAUGUGGAGUCCGAAGAUGUCCCGUCCGAGGGCCGCAGCGAGGAGGAUUCCGGUGACGAAGCCGAUGCUGAGCCGGCGGAUCCGGGCGUGCGCACGCCCGCGGCCUCCUCCGUUCGCGCGGCGGGUGAGGCUGAAGCCGAGGUGAGCAAAACGAGCGAGGCGUCUCCCAGCCAGGCUCCCAAGCUCAAGCCGACUGCAGAAGUUGAGAUGUCUUCCGAGGCCUCACCAGCCGGGUCCUUGGCGCUGCAGGACAAGAUACCCUCGAGGACGCUGAGCCUCCCGUCGUCCAUUGCGAGGAGCGGCAGUAUGUCCACGAUCGAUACCGGCCUGGUGAUGUCCACCACGCGGACUUUACAUCCCUCGGAGUGGUCCAGCUGGUUCAAGGUCAAGGUGUCCACGCGGAAGGGUUUCGGGCUCUUCAGCAAGAGCUGCCGCCCUCCACGGGAGUUGUCGACUGCACCACCCAGGCUGCUUUUCCCGGUGCUUAGGGCCGUGGAUGCGCUGGAGCAGCCGAAGGGUUUGCAGCCCCUCGACGCCGAAGAGAUCGAAGCCCUAAGGGAGGAGCAGGCGCUGCGUUGGGCGCAGGUGCUCGCGAGCCGGUUUCUGGCGCGGAGGGCGCGGCUGUACGCCCGGACCGGUCACCAUCUCGUGGCGAGUCGUCUGUCUGAUCGCGUGGCCGCCUGCGAAAGCUGCGCCAUGUUUAUCUCGCCAUCGGAACUCCACUGGAGCUGCCCCAGCUGCGUGUUCAACAUCUGCAAGACAUGUGCCGGCGAUAUCAUGGCAGGCAAGCGGCCUCGAGGAAAGCUGAUGAAGCCAGGCAUUUCGCUCUACAGCGCCAAGUAUGGGCUGAGCUUGGUGAUGCUUUGCUACGCUCUGCUGAAUAACAAGGCCGUCCUGAAAGAAGAAGAGAGGUCUUUCUCCCAGUCGUUGCAGGAGAGCAGCUUUAGCGUGGCCACCCUGCUGCUGAUUGUGGCGCACCUUACGAUGCUGAUUUCGGAUCGCAUCUUUUUCAAAGCCCACUACAGCACCAGGAGCAAAAGAACACUCCAUAUCAUCGAACUCAUCAGCAUGGUGAUCUUCCUAGCAGAGUUCGUGUUCCUGCACUGGCACACCAUUGCGAUCUUGUGGACUUCUGUGAAUGCCCGGGAAGCCACAAUCUCGCUGGCUAGCGACUUCGAGCUGUGUAUCUACUACAUCUGUGGGAUGCUCUACCUGAUCAUCUGCAUGCUGCAAGUAAAGCACUCACUGCCGUCGUUGAGCAACGAUUCCCUUCGGCCCAAGACAUCAUCUCUCUUCUCUGCGAGUUCCAUCAUAAGCGAAAAGAUCCGCUACUUCGCUUUCAUGAUCCACUACAACAUGCCGUUUGUGGACGACAUCCGCAUCAUUGUCGACUGGACCGUGGCCCCCACGAGCCUGGAUCUGUGGAUGUACUGGAAAGUCGAAGACGCGCAUACGGCCUUCUAUCGGUCCAGGCAUGUCAUGUUCGUUCGGAGCCAGUCGUACUAUGCCGAAGAGCGAGAUCCCCUCGAGAAGAUCUACAGCGGUUGGGCGAUCCUGUGCCUAGUGGUUCUGGUCAUCCUCAUGCCCAUCAUCGUCUUCUCUCCCUUCUCGCCCUUUCCGAACACCGUCCUGAUCGACGAGGCGACGCUGAGCCUCGAGCUGACGGUGGCCAGCGCCUGCUACGGAGUGGCACACGAGAGAGAACUUUGCAGGUAUGUGGCACUGCAGCUGUUCGAGUCACCAGCUUCGCAGAUCCAGAACUACAACAACUCGGCGAAGCAGCAGUAUCUCAGGGACAACCCUCGCGUCAACACGGACAUCGACAUCCAGGACGUGAUGUGGCCUUGGUACUCACAGGGACGGCUGAAAGCCUCUCCCGCGGCUGUGACAGAGGUGCAGAGACUCUUGGACCAUGCCGGGGCGGACGAUGGGCCCCCUGUGGCGCUGGCAUAUGUGCUUCGCUAUACGCUGCAGCGAGCGGUGUUGGGGAGCACGGAGUACGUGAAAAGCGUCUGCUCCUGUGCGCCUGCGGACUCGUGUGGGCAAGGGGAUGACAGCAUGUGGCCCUCCCGCAUCGUUCACCUCUGUCGGCCGACGGCCGCAACGUCGGACGUGUCCCAGACGAGCGUGUCGGAGCCGAUGGAUCUGCUGAUCAACCAGUCCCGCGACUGGUGGCGUGAAGCCAGCACGGCGGGUACCGAGGAGGCGCGGAUUACCUUACCAAAGAUUUGGUCUCGGAGUGUCAACCUGGGCAACGACGGGUUGACGCCCCAAGCACCAGCAAUGGAGGAUUUCUUCUACGGCAUUGCUCCCGUCAGCGCGAACUGCACUUCGCCCUCCGGUCUCGUCUCUUGCGCGCGGCAUCGAUGGGGCCGUCUCUGGAGCAACAUCCUCGUGCCGGAUCCGGAUAACAGCUCGGCACUACCGGUGGAAGAGCCCACGCCCUUGCGGCUUCAAGUGGAGUUGGAGAAGUCUGUGAACGUCCAAGGCGUCACCGGCGAAGCGAGUAGCAGCUACACGUCUGCUUUAGGUCUUUAUGCGGCCGUCGUCCUCGUGGCGGGCAAGUAUUUGCGAGCGGCCUUUCAGGGAGCUUCAAAGCAAGCUAUCUACGAUGAAAUUCCGGAUGCGCACGUCUUCCUCGACAUCAUUGAGGCGAUCAAGAUGGCGAGGGAACACAACGACUUGCGGAUAGAGUUCGAGCUCUACUAUUGCUUGAUGCAGGUGCUGAGAUCGACUCACAUUCUGCUUCGCACCGGAGGUCACCAGCCUCGGGUAUAUGGAAUUGGUCGAGCAAAGCAGGAGCACAUCAAGGGCGAUGUUGACGAAGAGGUGGUACGCCUUUAA
Messenger RNA from Symbiodinium sp. CCMP2592, 3003 nucleotides. Lineage: Eukaryota; Dinophyceae; Suessiales; Symbiodiniaceae. The record is from the annotation of a GenBank genome assembly.